Messenger RNA from Clavispora lusitaniae ATCC 42720, 924 nucleotides. RefSeq names its product holo-[acyl-carrier-protein] synthase (gene LYS5). Gene Ontology annotation, cellular component: cytosol. Lineage: Eukaryota; Fungi; Ascomycota; Pichiomycetes; Serinales; Metschnikowiaceae. The record is from RefSeq and is a predicted model, not a curated record. Gene Ontology annotation, molecular function: magnesium ion binding; holo-[acyl-carrier-protein] synthase activity.
AUGUCGCUACUCAAAGAGCUCGAAUCUUUAGGGAUUCUGCUCGAAGAACACAAUCCUCGUAUUGUCAUCUUCACCACUCAGAUAGACACCAAAAUCACCGACUUUUUGAACGAUGACUACUGUUUUGAAGUGUGCAUUCGCAAUCUCUCUCUCCAUGACCAACUCAAGGUCAGAAAUGCUAAGACGGAUCGCGUAAAACGACUUGUCUCGUUUCUUUUCACAAAGCUUGUCCUCAAUUACUGUAUCUAUUUGCUGGGAGAGACAACUAGCUUUGACCCUUGGGGCACCCUUGAAUUCGAGUACAACGAAUUCGGGAAGCCUUCGCUCAAAAACUCCACGAGGUUCGUAUUCAAUUCGAGUAGUUCCAAUAAUAUGAUGGCCAUUGCCGUCCAGUUCGACGCAGCAACAGCUAUUGGCGUGGAUCUUUCGCAUGAAGUUCAAGAGUCCAUCAGUCCCGUCCGUUUCAUGGAGCAGUUUGAGGGCAUUUUCAGUCAACGAGAAAGGGAGUGUCUAUUGUCGGUUGCUGACUUGCAAAACCGCUACAUCGCAUUCAACCAGCUUUGGACAUUGAAGGAAGCUUUCACAAAAUACGUGGGAUGUGGUUUGAAUGUGGACCUCUCUACUUUUAGUUUCCAUGCUCCUUUAGGUAUGUUGAGCAUGCAGAAUUCCACAGAAGGAAAUGGUUUCGUCUACCAUUAUGACAUUGAUUGGCAAACGGACAUUUCUGUGGAUUAUCUGAACCUACCGAAGAUUUAUGCUCAAGCCAUAGGAGAGCGGGAACUUGCGUGUUGCACUGGCGUUUUAAAGUCAGAUACGGAUCUUCCUGUGCUCAUUUCGCUAGUGGGUGAUUUUCUGGCGUCGCUGAAUCCUUCCACAAAUGUGCAUUUGAACUUUUCCUCUAUUCUCCGAGGUAUAGUUGAUUAA